Messenger RNA from Ilex paraguariensis (yerba mate), 2179 nucleotides. Lineage: Eukaryota; Viridiplantae; Streptophyta; Magnoliopsida; Aquifoliales; Aquifoliaceae. The record is from the annotation of a GenBank genome assembly.
AUGCUGAAUAUGGAGACUAUUGAGCCAAAGUCACAUUCAUGGUGGUGGGACAGCCAUAUUAGCAAUGAAAAUUUUGAAUGGCUUUCUAAAAAUCGUCAAGGGGCGGAUCAGAGGGUCAAAGAUAUCAAACAACUGCUAAAUUUGAUUGUAGAUGGAAGUUCUUCUGAGAUUAACCCUGAGGUUUAUUACCAGAAAAAGCCAGAGUUGAUUGCACAUGUUGAGGAGUUUUAUUGCAUGCACCAACUGCUGGCUAAGCGCUAUGACGAUUUGAUUGGAGAAUUACGCAAUAACACUGCAUCCCUGCUACAAACGCAGCAUAAAGGGAUUUCUGAUUCUGGCUCUUAUCAAGUUUCUCCAUUGCUAACCCCAGAUCAGAAGUUGGGUCUGCACAAAUCUGAACCAGCUAUUGAGUCUGAGUUAUAUGUAAGCUCUGGUGGGGGUAGUUCUGAUAUUUCUUUAAAGGGAGGUUAUGAAACUUCAUCAUCAUCAUCUGACUCAGAUUCAGAAUCUUUUGAAUCCCUUUUGAACAAAAACUCAUUUCCUUUGGUGAAAGAUGACAGCAAAGGGCAGCGCCAAAAAUUACUAGAGACUGGCAAGGAGGAGAAUGUCUGGGUGGCCAAGCAAGAAAAGGCAGAUGAGACAUUGGAAGUAGGAGGAGAUAGGGAUCCUGAAAAAUUGCUUAAAAGCAUCACCGAGUAUAAUGAGGAACUCAGGGAAGCAAAGGAAAAGGUUCAGUCUUCCGAAGAAGAGAUUGUCAGGUUGAAGAGUGAGCUCCAGAAGAACGAACCAGGUAUCGUUCUUAUGGGUGAUUUAAUGGCUCAACCUGAAUCAGCACAAUGUGAUAUCCAAAUGAAAGGGGCUGAUCUUGAUGUGGAGAGAAGAAUGGUGUUGGAACUACAAAAACAGGUAUCUGCAUUGAAAAAUCAGGUUCUGGACUCUAAUGGCAUAAUUAAGACAUUGCAGAAAGAGUUGGAGAUCACUAGAGAGAAACAUAAGGGUGCAGAGGAACCUGAUCUCUCAAACAAAAAAAUUGAUUGUGCUCAUCAAUUACAAGAUCAGCUUGAGUCAGCCCAGAAAGUUGUAUCAUUGUUGGAGGCCAAGCUUGUUUCAGAGGAAAGUAUUGUUCUGCAACUGAAAGGGCAGAUAAAAAGGUAUGUGGUUGAUGUGUCUGACCGCGAUACUGAGAUCAGGGAAUUGAAAGCUGCAUUCUGUGAUGCCCAACAAAAUUUCUCUCUGGAGAAAUCUCAACUCCAAUCUGAUAUUGCUAGUUUGUCAGAACAACAAAACCUCCUUUGGACGAGCAUUGAAGAAUGGAAACUGCGAUGCAAAUCAUUAGAAAACGAGACUAGUCGAUUUGAAGCUGAAAAGAAGGAGACAAAAAGUUUGCAUGAAGCCGAACAGAUGAGUUGGCAAUGUGAUAUUGAAAGGUUAAAGACCGAAGUAAAUGAGAGAAGUGAACAAAAGGAAGUUUUGUGUAAAAAACUUGACAUGCUAAAGUUGGAAUACAAUAUGCUAAUGGCAGAGAAAGAUGGGGUAAGUGCUAUGGCAAACACCCUCAGUGCAGAGUUGUGUUGUCGGAACGAUCAAAUUCGAGAAAUGGGGCAUCAACUGAGUCAGAUGCACUUGCAACAUGAGGCAAAUAAGGCGGUGCUUGGUACAAUUGAAGGUGCUCGAGAACGUACAAACGCACUAUAUUUGAGAGCCGAGGAGCUAGAGAAAGAGGUGGAUAAGCAGAGAGUUGAAAUCUCCGAAAGAACCGAAGAGAAAAGGGAGGCUAUACGGCAGCUAUGUUUCUCCCUGGAACAUUACAGAAGCCGCUAUCGAGAACUUUGUCAGGCAUAUAAUGAGCUUAAGCGAUAUGCAGGUUUGGGUUUGUAAGUUGAAUGAGUUUUGGUUUGCCUUAGAAGUUCAUGUCAUGUUUGCAAGUUGAUUAUAUCUUUUACUUUUCUGGAUCUUAUGUCGUUGCAUUUUAGCUCGUGAUUGCUUCAGAUGGUUAAGUCAAUGCUUCUGAUCUUUAUCUGCAUGCUGCUGUAAGCCCUGGAUCUACAUCCCAAAAUGUACCUAUAACUUUUUGUGCUUAAAUUGCUUAAUUGGGGCUCCUCUUUCUAGUUGUUUUUAAAGGCUUCACAUCCACUGUAAUGACUGUCAUUUUUGUCUCACAAGCUAAUUUUGUUGGAAU